CACUCCUGCCCUCCUCUUCGUCUUUCUUUCUCUCGCUCCUCUCUGUUUUUUCUUCUUCUCCGUGCGAUGACGCGUGCACGAGUACACGCGUUGUUCAUGCACGCGCGCGAGUUAUCGCGCGAAUACGACGAUGCAGGCGCAUUAUACAUGCGGCGACAUAGGCGACAUGAAGCGAGAUAGCGAAUAAUAUUUAUCCGGGCUCAUUCGCAAUCGGCUGAAAAUUUUUUCCUGCGAUCCGCGUGGCUUACGCGCGGAGCACACGCGCCGCUGGUAAUUUCGAUUCGUCAUUUGCGUCAUGCGACCUCGGCAGUCGAUACGCCGCUUCUUCUUCUUGGUUACUUUCUUCCUCCCUCGCUGGGUUCCGCGUUUCUUCGUGAGAGUCCAAGACGUCUCGUCGUCGUCGACUCCCUUCUUCCAUCCCGCCCCGUUCUCUCCCUAAUUUCGACUACGACCGAUAAUUUGAUUUGCUCUCAAAAUAGGCGUGCAGCUGUGUUAAUCGGAAUUAGAACUUUGCCCCCCUCCCUCCCUCUCUUUUUCGCCCUCUCUCUCUCUUUCUCUCUUCCUCUCUCGUUCUCUCUUCCCCUUCUCUUCUGGCUCCCGACCGCCGCGCGACUCGGUUUAACUCAACUCGGUUCCACUCGACGGGAACUCAACAGUCGCGGCUAAACUUGUGCGCGAAGAGCAUCACGCCGCGCCGUCGGAGCGAUCGGGUCCCUCCUCGCCGCAACCGCGGAGUCGGCGCACCACCGCGGCGCGCGCGCGCCAACGUUCCAACGUUUCGCCAGCUCGCCGUGCUCGUUUCUUCGGAAGAAUGCGCUUUUGCGUAGAUCAAACGGAGGAGAGGCAAGCCUCGCGCACUUCGCAGCACCUCGACGGGCAGAAGAGUCGCGCUUCCGUUCAAAUCUGAAGCAUCGAGAAUCGAUAUCGGACGCGAGACAGAGAGAGAGGGAGAGAGAGAAAAUCAAGCUCUCGGAGAAGGUGUGUUAAUCUCAAUCGUUGAAGAAUCCACGGCAAACGGUCGUUCAAACGUCGUCCUCUCCAUCGUCACCGUCGUCGUCAUCAUCGCGAAUCUCGCAGAAGCGGCCGAUAGUUACGGCGAGUCUCGCGUUGCUAUUCUUGAAGUGACCACAGAAGGGGAGAGAGAGAGAGAACCCUCGGCAAGGGUGGACGCUCGUAAACGGAUCGGUUGCUUCCUAGUUUGUCCCGCGUCUCAGCCAGCGAGCCGAGUAACUCGCCUCGCCGCGCGAUAAAGCGCGCGCGUGGCAAUUCUCGACGACGGACGUCGUAACGUAAAACUUUCCUCGUCGGUCUCUGCGAUCUUCCACGGGAAGUGAAGGCGAAUUCGUUUCUUGCUCUCUCUCUCUCUCUCUCUUCCUCCCUGCUCGACGUACCGUUUCUUAGAUCGAGCGUCGCGCUAUCGCCUCGCCUCGAGGCUCUCGCUUACGGAGACACCACGUGGGUGUUAUCGGACUGGAUUUGCCCCCGAGAGGUCGUGGUACGUGGGAGCGAUUACGCGAACGAGUUCAUUCAUCGUGCGGAUUCCAGGCUCGCCGGAAGUGACGACUUCCUUGCCGCGAGUGGUAGUGCGCGUUGCGCGCGCGGUGUGCGUCAGUCGAGUGCAUCGUGUGCACGCAUUCACGUACGCGCACUUCAGAAGGUACGCACGAACGCAGAAGCGCAUACAGCGCGCGUGUUGACCUAGAGGAAGCGAAAGGAGAAGAAGAAAGAGGAUGUCGACUCGCCGGACGACCGCGACCGCGGCGUCGUGCGGCGAGAUGCAGCGUCCUGUUGUGGGCCGACGACGACGGUCAGCAGUGGCUCUUUGAAGGUAUCGCCUUAUCGACGAUGGUCCGAGGAAUCGGCCGAGCGGAUAACAACAGCUACUAUUCGAGACGACGACGAGAGGUCGGACUUGCUUGCGCCUUGGUCGUUGCUCCUCGUCCGAAGGGCGACUCUCCGCGCGAUUAUGCAGCUGAAGAAAGCGAUGCUUAAGAUAUUCGAUCAAUGCCUGCACUUGCGGAGCAUCGAGGAGCCGAGGAUGACGGCGGAGACGGCGGCUCCCUGUGUGCAGGCGGUGCAAGGGGCGCAGGGCGCCAUGGCGAGCCAAAGCAUGCUGCAACAGGUGCAGGAUGGAAGCAGCGGCAGCGGCGGCGUCAGCGCUUAUUACUCCUCCACGUCCACCUCGACGGUGUACGACCCCGAGUACGCUCGUAUGGAGGCUUGGCUCGACGAGCACCCCGACUUCGUCAACGAUUACUUUCUCAGGAAAGCGACCCGACAGACCGUGGAUAUGUGGCUGGUGUCGCACGCGACGCCGACGUCAUCGUCCAGCAGCUGCGUGGAGCUGUCGAGUCCGACCCACGGCGUGGCGGCCGGUAACUCGUCGUCCGGUCGCGGCGGCACCGGCGGCUCCGGCGCGACUACGCCGGUGCGCAAGAUCUCGGCACACGAGUUCGAGCGGGGCGGCCUCCUGAAGCCGAUCGUCAACACGAUCGACGGCACGCCGACCUUCCUGAGCGUGUCGCCGGGCGACACGGGUCAGCCGACCGGGCCGCAGGUCGGAUCCGGCAACUCGAGCCGGCCGCAGAGGCGGUCCAGGCACGAGCUCAGGCACCUCGACGAGAAGGACCUCAUCUUUGAGUUGGUCAAAGACAUCUGUCACGAGCUGGACGUGAGAUCGCUCUGCCACAAGAUCCUGCAGAACGUCAGCACGCUGCUGCACGCGGACCGUGGCUCGCUCUUCCUCGUCCAGGGCGAGAGGAGCUGCGCGAUGCCGCCGCCGUCCUCCUCGCCGAAUCACGAGGCCGCUGAGACCGCCGCCGCGAACAGCCCCGACGGCGAGAACUCGCGGUGCAACGACCAGCAGUGCUACACGAGGAGCCGGUGCCUGGUGUCGAAGCUCUUCGACGUCUGCUCGAGGUCCACGCUGCUGGAGAUGGAGAAGAAGGACGAGAUCAAGAUACCGUGGGGCACCGGCAUCGUCGGCUACGUCGCUGAGAGCGGCGAACCCGUCAACAUACCGGACGCUUACAAGGACGCGAGGUUCAACCGCGACAUCGACGCGUUAACGGGAUACCGUACGCGAGCCUUGCUGUGCAUGCCGAUCAAGGACUGCAACGGCGACGUAAUCGGAGUGGCGCAGGUGAUCAACAAGCUCGGCGGCGAGGGACAGUUCACCGCCCAGGACGAGAAAGUAUUCGCCGGUUACCUGCAGUUCUGCGGGAUCGGCUUGAGGAACGCGCAACUUUACGAAAAGAGCCAAUUGGAGGUGAAGAGGAAUCAGGUUCUGCUGGAUCUAGCUAGGAUGAUCUUCGAGGAGCAAAGCACGAUAGAGCACAUGGUCUUCAGGAUCCUCACGCACACGCAGUCGUUGAUUCAAUGCCAACGUGUUCAGGUGCUGCUCGUGCACAAAGCUUCGAAGGGGAGUUUCUCGCGAGUCUUCGACUUCGAGGCGAACGAUCUCGCUGGUGAGGAUUCCGAUUCUCGCACUAGUCCGUUCGAAAGUAGGUUCCCCAUUAACGUCGGCAUCACGGGUUACGUAGCGACUACCGGUGAAACCGUUAACAUACCGAACGCUUACGAAGACCUGCGAUUCGACCCGAUGGUGGACGACGGCGCCGGCUUCAAGCAUCGCACGAUACUCUGCAUGGCCAUCAAGAAUUCCUCCGGCCAGAUAAUCGGUGUCAUUCAGCUGAUCAACAAGUUCGACGACCUGCCGUUCACGAAGAACGACGAGAACUUCGUCGAGGCGUUCGCGAUAUUCUGCGGAAUGGGGAUUCACAAUACGCACAUGUAUGAAAAGGCUGUGAUAGCGAUGGCGAAACAGAGCGUCACUCUGGAAGUACUGAGUUACCAUGCGUCGGCGUCGCUGGAAGACGCCCAGAGACUGAAGACCAUAAGGGUCCCGUCGUCGGCGCACUUUCAACUGCACGAUUUCAAGUUCGACGACAAGCACAUGACAGACGACGACACCCUCUCCGCGUGCCUCAGGAUGUUCCUCGACUUGGACUUCGUCGAGCGGUUUCACAUCGACUACACGGUGCUGUGUCGUUGGCUGCUCAGCGUGAAGAAGAACUAUCGAAACGUCACGUAUCACAACUGGCGGCACGCCUUCAACGUGGCUCAGAUGAUGUUCGCCAUUUUAACGGCUACGCAGUGGUGGAAGAUCUUCGGUGAAAUCGAGUGUCUCGCGCUCAUCAUUGCCUGCCUGUGUCACGACCUCGACCAUCGUGGGACGAACAAUUCCUUCCAAAUUAAAGCCUCUUCGCCACUGGCGCAGCUGUACUCGACCUCGACGAUGGAGCACCACCAUUUCGACCAGUGCCUCAUGAUCCUGAGCAGCCAGGGCAAUCAGAUAUUGUCGAAUCUUUCGCCGGAGGAGUACUCGCGCGUGGUGAAGGUGCUCGAAGAAGCGAUACUCUCGACCGACCUGGCCGUUUACUUCCGGAAACGCGGCGCCUUUCUCACUAUAGCGCGCGGCGGCGCUUAUAACUGGGCGUACACCGAACACCGCGAGCUCCUGCGCGGUAUGCUGAUGACGGUUUGCGAUUUGGCCGCCAUCACGAAACCCUGGGACGUCGAGAAGAGGGUAGCCGAACUCGUUAGCCGAGAAUUCUUCGAGCAGGGCGACAUAGAGAGGAAAACGCUCAACAUCACGCCUAUCGACAUCAUGAAUCGGGAGAAGCAAGACCAACUGCCGAUGAUGCAAGUCGGCUUCAUCGACUCGAUCUGCCUGCCUAUCUACGAGGCGUUCGCCCAAUUGUCGGACAAGCUGUUGCCGCUCGUCGACGGGGUCAGGGAGAACAAGCGGCACUGGCUGGAGAUCGCCGAGAGCAAGUGCCAGGCGGAGAACUGCACGAACCACGACAGGACGCCGUCGCCGUCCGUGUCCGAGAACGAGGAGAUCAGCGAACAAGCGGACCAAUAGUCGUCGUGCGACCGACGUCGCUGGCCACUACAAUCGAACGCACAAAAUGCAGCUGUAUGACCCCCGCCAGUCUCGUCGGAAAGGGAAGGCGCGUGCGCGCGAGGAACAGUUGAGCUUAUCACUACGGAGAGCGCGUGUCUCUCUCCCUCUCCGUGGGAAAUGCACUUUCCUCGUCUCGAUCGCGCUUACGAUCCACCCCUGUGCGCUUGCGAAUAGGUCGCGCAGAGGUCAUUUGCACAUUGUAUAACGCGCACUCUACCGCUACUUCAUUUCCGUCAAUUAGACAUUUCUACGGAUUCUACAGAUCUGCUCUGAUCAAACAGACCAAAUAUAUAUACAAGCUUCUCGCGUCCCGAACCGUACAUGUUGAAAAAAAAAAA
Molecule: messenger RNA, 5307 nt
Organism: Dinoponera quadriceps
Lineage: Eukaryota; Metazoa; Arthropoda; Insecta; Hymenoptera; Formicidae
Product: dual 3',5'-cyclic-AMP and -GMP phosphodiesterase 11
Exons: 15
Coding region: 1967-4927 (986 amino acids)
Biological process (GO): signal transduction
Molecular function (GO): 3',5'-cyclic-GMP phosphodiesterase activity; protein binding; 3',5'-cyclic-AMP phosphodiesterase activity
Source: RefSeq, a predicted model, not a curated record